ACGUGUCCAUCUUCUUCUAGCGGAUCUCCUCUCCCCAAUUCUUCCAUUGUUUCUCAACAACUUAACAGCAGAGCCAGAAUCAAAACGACGACCACCACCACUAAAACGACAACCAACGAAGCGUCGUCGUUUUCGUCUCCUUCUUCUUCGUCUCCAACCAACCAUAUCCACACCCUCGCCCAUUGCCAUUACUUUUUUCUUGAAUCUCAAGUUUGGGUUUUGGUUCCGCCAUUUUCAAACUUUGUUUGGUUCUAUAUAAAAAAAAUAGUUGCAGAGCGUUCAAGACCGGUUUCAGCUUCGCCAUUGUUGCAGCUACGUUCACAUUGACAUUGACAUUUCUCUCAUGUGGCGACUCUUUACGUAAUAUGUGUAUAUGUAUGACUGGAGCUGCAUUGCAUUGAAGUUAUCUUAAACUCUAACUUGAUAUAAGGUUUGAGCAAUUAGGAGAAAGAUUGGAUCUUUUGAUUGAGGGAAACCCUAUGAUUUCGUUCCUUCGCUAACGGAAUCUAGGGUUGAGCAGCUUAGGCCCCCCACGAUCUGAAUCUAUUAAAGACAUUAUUAUUGAGCAAUGGCUGCUCAGGUCAAUUUUGCAGUUGGAUCUCAUGUCUGGUCAGAGGAUCCUGAGGUAGCUUGGAUUGAUGGAGAAGUUGUGGAAGUUAAUGAAGAAGGGAUUAAAAUAAAUGCUACUUCAGGAAAAACUAUUGUUGCAAAAGCAUCCAAUGUCUUUCCAAAGGAUCCAGAAUUCCCUCCAUGCGGUGUAGAUGAUAUGACGAGGCUGGCUUACCUGCAUGAACCAGGGGUUCUUUAUAAUUUAAAAUGUCGAUAUGACAUGAAUGAAAUAUAUACCUACACAGGGAAUAUAUUGAUAGCGGUUAACCCUUUUCGAAGACUACCUCAUUUGUAUGAUAAUCACAUGAUGGAACAGUACAAAAGGGCUGCUUUCGGUGAGCUAAGCCCACAUCCUUUUGCCAUUGCAGAUUAUGCAUACAGAUUGAUGAUUAAUGAGGGAAUCAGCCAGUCAAUUUUGGUUAGUGGAGAAAGUGGAGCUGGUAAAACAGAGAGUACAAAGAUGCUUAUGCGUUAUCUUGCUUAUAUGGGUGGAAGAGCUGCAACUGAUGGGCGUUCUGUGGAGCAGCAAGUGCUGGAGUCUAAUCCUGUUCUUGAAGCAUUUGGUAACGCGAAGACUGUUAGGAACAAUAAUUCAAGUCGUUUUGGAAAGUUUGUGGAGCUUCAGUUUGACAACAGGGGAAGAAUAUCAGGAGCUGCUAUUAGAACUUAUUUAUUGGAACGAUCUCGUGUUUGUCAAGUGUCUGAUCCUGAGAGAAAUUACCAUUGCUUUUACAUGCUUUGUGCUGCACCACCAGAGGAUGUUGAGAAGUACAAGUUAGGGAACCCGAGAACAUUUCAUUAUCUAAAUCAAUCACAUUGCUAUGAACUGGAUGGAGUGGACGAUUCCAAGGAGUACCUUGCAACUAGGAAAGCUAUGGAUAUUGUUGGGAUUGGGUCUCAUGAUCAGGAUGCAAUAUUCCGAGUUGUGGCUGCAAUACUCCACUUAGGGAACAUCGAAUUUUCAAAGGGGACAGAAUCAGAUUCCUCUGAACCCAAGGAUGAGAAAUCACGGUUCCAUCUCAAAACAGCAGCUGAGCUUUUCAUGUGCAAUGAGAAGUCUCUUGAGGACUCUUUAUGCAAACGUGUGAUUGUGACCCGUGAUGAGACCAUAACAAAGUGUUUGGAUCCAAAUUCUGCAGCUCUCAGUAGAGAUGCUCUGGCUAAAAUUGUUUAUUCAAGAUUGUUUGAUUGGCUUGUGAACAAGAUCAAUAACUCUAUUGGUCAAGAUCCUGAUUCGAAGAACUUGAUUGGGGUUCUAGAUAUUUAUGGAUUUGAGAGUUUCAAGACAAACAGUUUUGAGCAAUUCUGUAUCAAUUUGACAAAUGAAAAACUACAGCAACAUUUUAAUCAGCAUGUUUUCAAGAUGGAGCAAGAAGAAUAUACGAAAGAAGAAAUUGACUGGAGUUAUAUAGAGUUUAUAGACAAUCAAGAUGUUCUUGAUCUCAUUGAAAAGAAACCUGGAGGAAUCAUUGCUCUUCUGGAUGAGGCGUGUAUGUUUCCAAGAUCAACAAAUGAGACUUUUGCGCAGAAGCUGUAUCAAACCUAUAAAGACCACAAACGAUUUAGCAAGCCGAAAUUAGCACGCAGUGACUUCACAAUUUGUCAUUAUGCUGGAGAAGUUACAUAUCAAACGGAGCUCUUCUUGGAUAAGAACAAAGAUUAUGUUGUUGCUGAACAUCAAGAACUUUUGGGUGCUUCCAAUUGUUCUUUUGUUUCAGGCUUGUUCCCUCCUUUACCAGAAGAAUCUUCCAAAUCAUCAAAAUUCUCUUCAAUAGGUUCUCGCUUUAAGCAACAACUACAAUCUUUGCUUGAAACAUUGAGUGUCACUGAGCCACACUACAUAAGAUGUGUAAAGCCCAAUAAUCUUCUAAAGCCGUCUAUAUUUGAGAAUAACAAUAUUUUGCAGCAGCUUCGUUGUGGGGGAGUUAUGGAGGCCAUCAGGAUUAGUUGUGCUGGAUAUCCUACAAGAAAGCCAUUUCGUGAAUUUGUAGGUCGUUUUGGCAUCUUGGCACCUAAUGUCUUUGCUGGGAGCUGCGAUGAAGUAACUGCUUGUAAGCGCCUUCUAGAGAAGGUGAAUCUCAAGGGUUAUCAGAUUGGUAAAACCAAAGUGUUUCUCAGAGCUGGCCAGAUGGCAGAAUUGGAUGCUUGUCGAAGUGAGGUCUUAGGAAGAUCAGCAAGUGUCAUACAGAGGAAAGUUCGAUCUUAUCUUGCUCAGAAAAGCUUUAUCUUGUUACGGGUUUCUUCCAUUCAGAUUCAAGCCUUUUGUAGAGGACAAGUUGCACGCUAUCAGUAUGAAUGCAAGAGAAGGGAGGCUGCUUCUGUUAAAAUCCAGACACAUUAUCGCAUGUGUCUUUCUAAAAAUGCAUACCAAAAGUUGUACUCUUCAGCUGUUUUAAUUCAAACAUGUAUACGUGGGAUGGCUGCUCGUAGUGACCUUAAGUUCCGGAAGCAGACAAGGGCUGCUAUUAUUAUCCAGAGUCAAUGCCGGAAAUACUUAAAUCGCUGCCGUUAUUUGAGGAUAAAGAAAGCAGCAGUGACCACACAAUGUGCUUGGAGAGGAAAAGUUGCACGCAGAGAAUUACGAAAGCUCAAAAUGGCUGCUAAGGAAACUGGUGCCCUUCAGGCUGCCAAAAAUAAGCUGGAAAAGCAAGUUGAAGAAUUGACCUGGCGUCUGCAGCUAGAGAAACGAAUGAGGGCUGACAUUGAGGAAGCUAAAACACAGGAAAAUGCAAAACUGCAUUCUGCUUUGCAAGAGAUGCAACUCCAGUUUAAAGAAACAACAGAACUUCUUUGUAAGGAACGUGAGGCUUUAAAGUUAGCAGCUGAACAGGCUCCAGUCAUCCAAGAGGUUCCAGUCAUCCAGGAGGUUCCAGUUAUUGAUAAUGAAUUGAUGAAUAAGCUUGCUGCUGAAAAUGAGCAGCUCAAGGCUAUGGUGAAUUCUCUGGAAAAGAAAAUUGAUGAAACAGAGAAAAAAUUUGAAGAAUCUAGCAAGCUUAGUGAAGAGCGGUUAAAGCAGGCUUUGGAUGCAGAGUCAAAGAUAAUUGCAUUAAAGACUGCCAUGCAAAGGCUUGAAGAGAAACUUUCUGACAUGGAAACUGAAGACCAAAUUUUGCGUCAGCAAACAUUGCUUAAUUCAUCUUCUAGGAGAAUGUCUGAGCAUUUAGCAAUGUCAUCAGCUGAGCCUAAAGAAAAUGGUUAUCACGAACCACCGAGUGCUAUGCCAUCAAAAAAAUUUGGUACAUCUGAUAGUAAGCUAAGAAGAUCUCAAAUUGAAAGACAGCAUGAGAAUGUAGAUUCCCUUAUCAAAUGUGUAACACAAGAUAUAGGUUUCAGUGAAGGAAAGCCAGUUGCAGCAUUUACCAUAUACAAAUGUCUUCUUCACUGGAGAUCAUUUGAAGCAGAAAGAACUAGUGUAUUUGAUCGACUUAUACAGAUGAUUGGUUCUGCAAUAGAGGACCAGGACAAUAACGAUCAUAUGGCUUACUGGUUAUCAAAUACAUCUGCACUGCUUUUCUUACUCCAGCGGAGUUUAAAAUCCACAGGAUCUGUACCAAGAAAGCCUCCUACGCCAACAUCUUUGUUUGGGAGGAUGACCCAAGGCUUUCGCUCAUCUUCAGCCAAUCUUUCAGUUGGUCCCCUUGAUAUAGUGCGUCCAGUUGAGGCAAAGUAUCCAGCUUUGCUCUUUAAGCAGCAACUAACAGCAUAUGUGGAGAAGAUAUAUGGAAUUAUAAGAGAUAAUUUGAAGAAGGAGUUAUCACCUCUACUUUCAUCUUGUAUCCAGGCACCUAGAAUGUCAAGAGGAAACAUUUUAAAAUCAUCUGAAGGAUCGAAUGGCAAUAGUCCAUCAGCCAGCCCCUGGGGCAGCAUCAUUGACAACCUCAAUGGACUCCUUUGUACAUUGAGAGAAAAAUUUGUUCCUCCAGUUCUUGCUCAGAAGAUAUUUUCUCAGGUUUUUACGUAUAUCAAUGUGCAACUCUUUAAUAGCCUUCUUCUACGUCGAGAGUGUUGCACUUUCAGUAAUGGGGAAUAUGUGAAGUCUGGUUUGGCUGAAUUAGAACUGUGGUGUUGCCAGGCGAAAGAAGAGUAUGCGGGCUCGUCUUGGGAUGAACUCAAACAUGUUAGGCAGGCUGUUGGAUUUUUGGUUAUACAUCAGAAAUCUAGAAUUUCAUACGAUGAAAUUACGAAUGACCUAUGCCCAAUCCUAAGUAUUCAACAGCUUCAUAGAAUAUGCACGCUUUACUGGGAUGACAAUUAUAACACCAGAAGCGUGUCACCAGAUGUAAUUUCUAGCAUGAAGAUUCUAAUGACCGAUGAUUCCAACGAUGAUGAUGACAGCAGCUCCUUUUUGUUGGACGACAAUUCCAGUAUUCCAUUCUCAGUUGAUGAUAUUGCUAGUUCCCUACAAGAGAAGAAGUUUACUGAUGUAAAACCUCCGGUAGAACUAAUCGAGAAUCCAGCCUUCCAAUUUUUACAGGAUUAAGGCAGGUGAUUUUCUAAAACUCUUCUUUGUUGUGGUGCUCCAAAUAUGUUGGAAACUCUUUCAACACCAACACCAACACCGAGGCCGCGCUGUAAAUCCGCCAAGUUUUGCUCUUCCCUGAUAUUAUUUAUACCUUGUAUUCAUUGUAACUUCCAUUGCUGGAUGUAAAAUAUUCUUUUUAAUUAGAACUGUAAAGUGUUGUUAGGCUGGUUGGUUAGAUAGUUACUGGGGUGGGGGCAAGGAAUAGGUUUUGGUUUGCACACAAGUGUUUCUUUUCUUUAUAUUUUAAUUCAAGGGGUCUCCUUGGUCUUGGGUCCAGCAUUCUUUAUAGGUGUCAUGUAUGUAAUAGGGAGGGACUGAGUUUAUGAAAAAUGUAAUAUGGUGGGACAAGCUCAUCUCAAGCCUACUGCUUUCAGUCCCAGAAAAAAAAAAAAAAUUCAUGUAUAAAGCAGUAGAAAUACAUACAUAUAUAUAUAUAUAUAUAUAUUUGUUAUGUAGUAGAAUUGGCUGGUAUAUUUGGUUUAUGCAAAAUCCCUUUUGUAGAAA
Humulus lupulus (European hop) is the source of this 5635-nucleotide messenger RNA. Its product is annotated as myosin-6-like. The transcript is spliced from 39 exons. Gene Ontology annotation, biological process: vesicle transport along actin filament; actin filament organization. Gene Ontology annotation, molecular function: actin filament binding; microfilament motor activity; ATP binding. Bases 569 to 5089 code for a protein of 1506 amino acids. The record is from RefSeq and is a predicted model, not a curated record. NCBI's taxonomy places the organism in Eukaryota, Viridiplantae, Streptophyta, Magnoliopsida, Rosales, Cannabaceae. Gene Ontology annotation, cellular component: myosin complex; vesicle; actin cytoskeleton.